This is a messenger RNA of Salarias fasciatus (jewelled blenny), 1689 nucleotides long. Its product is annotated as cytochrome P450 2K1-like. The record is from RefSeq and is a predicted model, not a curated record. Lineage: Eukaryota; Metazoa; Chordata; Actinopteri; Blenniiformes; Blenniidae. Gene Ontology annotation, cellular component: cytoplasm; intracellular membrane-bounded organelle. Bases 9 to 1553 code for a protein of 514 amino acids. Gene Ontology annotation, molecular function: oxidoreductase activity, acting on paired donors, with incorporation or reduction of molecular oxygen, reduced flavin or flavoprotein as one donor, and incorporation of one atom of oxygen; heme binding; iron ion binding. Gene Ontology annotation, biological process: xenobiotic metabolic process. The transcript has 10 exons.
ACUGGUACAUGUGUCCCUUUCCAUCUGCCCUGUGGAAUCCUGCAGUCAUUUGUUUUGGAGUCAUGGGGAUCAUGGACGUCUUGCUCCAGUCCUGGAGUCUGGUGGCACUGCUGACAGCUCUGACGGUCUGGCUCGUCUACAGUUUCCAAAAUCAGAGGAAGGAACCUCCAGGACCCAUGCCGCUGCCUUUGAUAGGAAAUCUGCUGCAGCUGGACGUGAAGGCGCCCUACAACUCACUGAUGGAGUUGUCCAAAAAAUAUGGAGAAAUCUUCACCGUGUAUCUGGGAACCAAAAAAGUGGUGGUCCUCACAGGAUACAAGGCAGUGAAGGAAGCACUUGUGACCUUCGAUGACGUGUUUGGAGAACGAGAUCCUCCAGCAUUUAUGAAUGACUACUCCCAAGGACACGGGGUUAUAUGGGCCAACGGCGACUCGUGGAAAGAAAUGAGGCGCUUUUCUCUGAGCAACCUGAGAGACUUUGGCAUGGGCAAGAAGAUCUGCGAGGACAAGAUCAUUGAAGAAAGCCACCAUCUUAUUGAGGUUUUCAACCAAUUCAAAGGAGAAGCUUUUGAUACGACUCAGCCAAUGAACUAUACCAUCUCCAACGUCAUCUCUUUAUUCGCCUUUGGCAGAAGAUUUGAAUACGAUGAGCCUGAGUUCGUCUCUAUGAUGGAGGGAAGCGUCAGGAGAAUUGAGCAUCUGGGUUCCCCUUCAGUACAGAGGUACAACUCCCUCCCCCGGUUGUUCAGAUGGGCCGUUGACUUAGGGCCGGCGCAAGCCGCGAUUCGGAUCAACAAAGAAAACCUGUGGGCCAUCAUCAACCGCCUCAAAGAGAUGUUCGACCCACAGGCGUGCAGAAGCUUCGUGGACGCGUUUCUGCUCCAGCAGCAGAAGCUGGCGAAAUCCGGUACAACCAACCGUCACUUCCACAGCGACAACCUCCUGAACACAGUGUCAAACCUGUUCGCUGCCGGGUCCGAGACGACCUCCACCACUCUGAGAUGGGGAUUGCUGUUCAUGACCAAGUAUCCCAAGAUACAAGACCAGGUCCAGGAGGAGCUGAGGAGGGUUGUAGGCAUUCGCCAGGUGCAGCUGAGUGACAGGAAAAGCCUGCAUUUCACCAAUGCUGUCAUCCAUGAAGUCCAGAGACUGGCCAACCUCACUCCCCUGGCACUUCCUCACAAAACCACUCAAGACAUCAGUUUUCAUGGGUAUUUCAUCAAGAAGGGAACCACAGUGUGUCCUCUCCUCAUGUCCGUCCUGUACGAUGAGACGGAGUGGGAGCGUCCGCGCUCCUUCCACCCUGCACACUUCCUGGACGCCAACGGAGAGUUUGUCAAGAGGGACGCCUUCAUUCCUUUUUCUGCAGGUCGGAGGAUUUGUCUCGGGGAGGGUCUGGCCAGGAUGGAGCUCUUCAUCUUCUUCUGCACCCUCCUGCAACACUUUCGCUUCACUCCCCCACCUGGAGUUUCAGAGGACGACCUGGAUCUGACGCCGCAUCCCGGCUUCACCCUCGCCCCCUUACCUCACAAGCUGUGUGCCGUCGCCUUGUAGAGAAGACGCUACGUUUCUUCUUAUUUUAAAAGCUUUGUUGCAACAAAAGAUUUGAUUGAUCCAAAUGUUUGAAUGACAGAGCAAUAUGUUUAAUAUAAAAGCUGCACAUUUCUCAGUUGAAAGAAUAAACCUACGU